This is a messenger RNA of Patella vulgata (common limpet), 2605 nucleotides long. Its product is annotated as TNF receptor-associated factor 2. Gene Ontology annotation, biological process: regulation of canonical NF-kappaB signal transduction; protein K63-linked ubiquitination; tumor necrosis factor-mediated signaling pathway. NCBI's taxonomy places the organism in Eukaryota, Metazoa, Mollusca, Gastropoda, Patellidae. The transcript has 8 exons. Gene Ontology annotation, cellular component: plasma membrane signaling receptor complex; cytoplasmic side of plasma membrane. The record is from RefSeq and is a predicted model, not a curated record. Gene Ontology annotation, molecular function: ubiquitin protein ligase binding; zinc ion binding; tumor necrosis factor receptor binding. The coding region runs from base 178 to 1863 and encodes 561 amino acids.
CCACGCGUAGAAAAUAUCUCACUACACUACAAGGAUGGUGGAUUGUAGAAAAGGGGUUAUUUUAGCGUCAUUUUUGGUUAUUUCAUGAAGUGUAUUAAACUAGAUCUUAUUCUUACUAAGAGGUGAUAGAAUCUUAACGUUUGACAAUCAACAGCAACAAGAAAUAGAAAAAGCAAGAUGGCAGCAAGUAAAGCGCCACAGCCAUCACCAGAAGGAUAUAAUUUAGAAAUAUUUAUUAAUAAAAAGCCAGAUGAGAAGUUUUUAUGUAACAAAUGUGAAUUGAUAUUACGUGAACCAGUACAGAGUCCAUGCGGACAUAGAUAUUGUCAGUCAUGUUUUAAGGCUAUUUGUGGACAUACAGAUAGCCAGAUAACAUGUCAAGCUUGUGUGAAGGAAGAUACUGUUGAUCUUGAUAUCAGUUAUCUUCAUAAAGACAAGAUGUAUCCUGAUAUGGCUAUAAAAAGAGAAAUGGGAAAGAUUCAGUGUAAAUGUGUAAAUCAAGGCUGUAGCUGGACAGGUGUCUUUAAAAAUUACAUGACACAUGAAAUAGAUUGUGAAUUCCGUGGAAUUACAUGCAAGGCAUGUGGUAAAAAUAUACCCGAAUCCAAGAUGGAAGACCAUCUGAAGACAAGUUGUCCAAAACGUAAAGUUCGAUGUGAAAAUUGUAAUGCUGAAAUUUUGUUUUCGGAUAUUAAGGAGCAUAAAAAGACUUGUCCUAAAGUCAGCAUAACGUGUGAGGCCUGUAAUAAAAAAUUGCUGAGAGAACAGCUUGUGAAACAUACAAAUGAUGAAUGUUCUAAAAGAAUUGCACCAUGUCCUGCAGGAUGCUCAGAUCUGAUUCGAUAUGAUCAGCUUCAGACCCAUAUCCAGAAAAAUGUUCCAUUACAUUUAAAAUAUACGCUGGAAGCAACACAACAACUGGCUAGGAAAAUAGAUGAAAGAAUUAGCGCAUUAGCCGCACCUGCAAGUACAAGCUUAAAUAAUGAAAUAGCUCGGCUGUCUGAGAGGAUAGCAGUCAUAGAAAGAGGUGGAGCUAACACUAAUGGAGCAGCUGCUGCUUCUGGAGGCUCAUUUCUUGGAGAUGAUAUUGGUGCAGCUUCCCGGAUAGCUGCAACAGAAUUACGAGUAAAUGCAUUUGAACCAAUCAUGGGUGUUCUACAUAAAGAAAUUGAGAAAUGCAACAGCACUAUAGAAAUUGUUGAGAAUAAAAUGUCGCAAGAAAGUCAACAUCGAGACCAGUAUUUACGGAAAGUUGAUGAACUUGAUUUGAGGAUGAGAAAUAUGGAAAAAGCCCAGGAGGUCAAAGACAGACUUUCAGCGCAGAAUGAUUUACGUUUUCAAUCCAUGGAGUUCGCUCGAUACGAUGGUGUAUUAAUUUGGAAGAUCAGUGAUUUCAAACAGAAACGUCAAGAUGCCCUAACUGGUAAAGUCACCAGCACCUAUUCCCCAACAUUCUACACGGGGCAUGUCGGAUACAAGAUGUGCGCACGACUCUACCCGAAUGGUGACGGUAUGGGAAAGGGAACGCAUAUUUCAUUAUUCUUUGUAUUGAUGCGUGGUAACUAUGACAACUUAUUGUCCUGGCCAUUUAAGGAAAAGGUAACUCUGAUGAUGAUUGAUCAGAAUUUUAAGGAACACAUUGUCGACACAUUUCGACCAGAUCCACAAAGUUCCUCGUUUCGAAAACCACAAUCAGAAAUGAACAUUGCUAGUGGCUGUCCACUGUUUUUACCGUUGUCAAGGCUACAGGAUCCCCAGUAUGCCUAUGUGAAGGAUGAUGUAAUGUUUGUUAAAAUAAGUGUGGAACAAGAAACUGAUAGCCGAUUGGAUUUAAAGACAAAUAACUUUGUUUCUCCUCCAUAGACUGUAAAACACACCCAUGUCACCACCAGCCCUGCGUCCCACCCCCACCCCAACAAAUUUAAAACAACCAAUACCAGAAAGUAUAUUGCAGUGUAGGGAUUUCAAAUUUUUUCUUGUCAGACAUUUUUACUGAAGAAUAGAGGGGCAUAACUCUUAUCGUUAUUUAAGCAGGUGGUUUCAGACCGACAAAGGAGAAGUAAUGACUUCUGUUCGGGAUUGGAUUGUUGAAUUGUCUGUCAAAGGAUUAAGUCAGCCAAGGCAGAUUAACUAGUUAAACAAGGUAGUCGUAUAGGCGCUAUAACACGAUAAAUACGUUGAUCACUUAAUUACCAAAUCAAUCCAGCCUAUGAUCAACGAUAAUCGGGUUGAGUGGUAGAUAUACGCUGGUCGGACAAUGUAGGAGGUUUGGGAAAUAGCGUGGGACAUGUCCGGAAUAUACGGGUGAAAUCCCAUCACUUGUAUAUUAUCUACUGAAGUACUCAACAUGAAGUGAAAAAAAAAUUAUUUUCCCCUAUAUAUAGUGUGAAAAACACAUGUACAAUAUCAUAUAGUCUAUUGUCCAGUGAAUUAUAUAGCAUGAAAAAUGAGUGGUAUUGAUUUUACUUUUAACCAAGAAUAACUGUUAAUAUUUUUGUAAGAUACAUUAAAGGACAAUAUUAGUGUCAGUCAUAAUUACAUAUGUGAUAGAACUGGUUAAAUACAUUCCAAAUAUAAUUUUAACACUGAGAUCAUUGCUACAGGA